UGUGUGUGUGUCUCUCUCUCUCUCUCUCUCUCUGAGCUGCUUUCUCCUCUCCCCCUGCUUGCCUGAUUUCUCCACCGGUAGCAAUGCAGAGGAAACACACUGAAGCUAACGUCAAACUCCACACAGUUAACAGUAGUAAUUAAUGUUAUAUUUCUAUUUAUUUCAACUUAAAUCAUCCCGGAGCUGCUUGCGGGGGAUGGUGUCGCCUCCUGAAGCCGGAUAAUCAGACGCAGAGGCCGACGGCAGGGAAUGCUAGCUGGCUGGAGUUACAGCCAGGACUCUUGUGUUGAAUCUCUCUCGGCCUCCGUGCAGGAUUCUAUCGGGACAUUUGUGGGUAUUUUGGGUCGUAUUUGAACCGGUUUCUCCCGGUUGUGGUGGUGGCUUUGGGUGCGCUCGUUCCUUGAUGCCCCGAAAGCCCGGAGGAGCUCAGACUGCGGAGCCCAGACUGCGGAGCCCGGAGCAGGGCUCGGACACCGGGGAGUAGAGGAGGAGUUUGUCUGUCUGUCUAUCUGAUUGGACCCCGUCGAGCCUCCAGCCCCUCCCACCAUGAACCCUCUGAACCAGAUGAAGGCUGGACUGGCCAAUAACCCACACAGUGAGGGUUCGUACCCCUAUGACCCAUCCAGCUGGCAGCAGCCCACCAAUCAGCCCACAGGGUCCCUCUCCGUGGUAACCACUGUCUGGGGAGUGACCAAUCCCUCAGCCAGCCAGGGUAUGGGUGGAGGGGUGAUGGGGCCCGGGCCCAACCAAGGCGGGGGGCCCAUGAUGCAGGGCCCUGGGGGUCCCGGCAUGGCCGGCGGGCCCGGCGGCUACAUGGGUCAACAAGGCUACGGAGAGCCCAACAAAGGCUACAUGAACCAGGGCAUGUACGGCCGGACGACUGGGGGCUAUCCUGGAGGACCGGGGGGGUACACAGGGAGUUAUCCGUCGAACCCCGGCGGCUCCAGAGGUUCGGCUGACUUCACUCAGGCUGCUGCUGCCGCUGCCGUUGCUGCUGCCGCUGCUACAGCAACUGCCACCGCUACGGCAACCGUCGCUGCCAUCCAGGAGAAACAAAACCAGGAAAUGAACUAUGGACAGAUGGGAGGUCAGGCCUAUAACAACCAAUUCAUGGCCCACUCUGGCCCCCGCGGCCCUCCGGGUAUGUCCCCAGGGGGCAUGGGCCCAGGGCCUGGACCAACUAGGGGCCCUCCCUCAAUGGGCCCCAUGUAUGGACCCGGAGGCGGCCCCCAGAGAGUCCCUCAGCAUCCUCAGCACCCUCAGCACCCAAACUACGGCCCCGGGCCACAGCAGGGCCACUUGAGGCCCCCACAGGGCCUCAAACGGCCCUACAACUCUGAGUCUUUCCCAGGAAUGUCUCAGCAGUAUGUUCCGGUUGGUCCCAGUGUGAAUGUGAUGUCAGGUCCUGGUGGCGCCGGCGGUUCAAUUCCAGGUUCAGGUGGAGGCGCUCAUGCAGGACCCGGCCCGUACUCCGGCCCCAACAUGCAGUAUCAUCCAGGUCCGGGUGGCCCAGGCCCUGCCCCCCAGCGCUCUGGCUCCUCCCCCUCCUAUCAGACCCAUAAAAUGCCACUCCCACAGUACUCCCCCUCUGGACCCCCCAACUCACAGUACUACAAGCAGGAGCAGUUCAACGGUCAGGGUGGAGGUUUGAGCUCUCUAUCCACAGGCGGUGCUGGUGGUGUCUACAACUCCUUCAACCAACCAUCUGGGCCGGGUCGAGGGCUGCCAGGUUACCCCUCCUCCCCGGUUCCUGGAAACCCGACCCCUCCCAUCACCCCCAGCAGCUCAAUGGCCCCUCCCUACAUGUCGCCCGGCAACAGUGAUGUCAAGCCGCCACCCUCCUCCUUCCUGCCGGACAUCAAACCCAACAUGGCCGGCCUGCCGCCUCCUCCUACAGGUAACCCUAGCGACGACCUGCGUCUAACCUUCCCUGUGCGUGACGGUGUGGUCCUAGAGCCCUUCAGAUUAGAGCACAACCUGGCUGUUAGUAACCACGUCUUCCAGCUGAGAGACUCUGUCUACAAAACUCUCAUCAUGAGACCGGACCUGGAGCUCCAGUUUAAGUGUUACCACCAUGAGGAUCGACAGAUGAACACCAACUGGCCCGCCUCUGUCCAGGUGAGUGUGAACGCGACUCCUCUCACCAUUGAGCGAGGCGACAACAAAACUUCCCACAAGCCUUUGUACCUGAAGCAAGUCUGUCAACCGGGCAGGAACACCAUCCAGAUCACCGUCACCGCCUGCUGCUGCUCUCACCUGUUUGUCCUCCAGCUGGUUCAUCGUCCGUCGGUCCGUUCGGUGCUUCAGGGUCUGAUGAAGAAGAGGCUGCUGCCUGCAGAGCAUUGUGUCACCAAGAUAAAGAGGAACUUCAGCAGCGGUUCGAUCCCCGGGACUCCCGGGUUAAACGGAGAGGACGGUGUGGAGCAGACUGCCAUCAGAGUCUCGUUGAAAUGUCCGAUCACUUUUCGCCGCAUCCAGCUGCCCGCCAGAGGUCACGACUGCAGACACAUACAGUGUUUUGAUCUGGAGUCGUACCUGCAGCUCAACUGUGAGAGAGGAACAUGGAGAUGCCCUGUGUGCAAUAAAACAGCUCUGUUGGAGGGUCUGGAGGUGGAUCAGUACAUGCUGGGAAUCCUCAUCUACGUUCAGAACUCGGAGUACGAGGAGAUCACCAUCGACCCGGUGUGCAGUUGGAAGCCGGUUCCUGUGAAGCCGGACAUCCAUGUGAAGGAGGAGUCUGAUGGUCCGGUGUUGAAGCGUUGCCGGACGCUCAGCCCGAGUCACAUGGUUCUGCCCAGCGUCAUGGAGAUGAUUGCAUCACUAGGCCCUGCCCCCUCCUCGGCUGCUUCCUCCUCCCCAAUGCCCUACCCCCCCCUACCUGUAGGGGGCAGCAAUAACAGCAACACACCUGACUACCCCGGACCAGCUCCGUCCUAUCCCAGUCAACAUGGUUUCUCAGACUUCAGUGGUCCUGGGACUCCGGGGGUCGGGGGGGACUUUUCCUCCCCCGGUCCUCCCCCUCUUUCAUACCAGUCUGAGCUCUCCAGUGCCCUCCUCACCCCUGACAAACCUCCCCCACACCCGCUGGCUGGACAGAUGUCAGUCUCGGGCCGUCUGGACUCCAGUUCCCAUGGUGCUCCUCUCUCUCAGCAGCAGUCGCAGGGUCUCCACGGCAACUCCCAAAUGGGGGGCGGCGGCAACCAGAUGAUGCAGCGUAGCAACCAGAACCCCCGUCUCCAAGGCGACAGCUCCUUCGGCCUCGGGUCGGGAGAGGUUCCUGAAGCGUCUCUGGACUUGCUUCCGGAGUUGACCAACCCAGACGAGUUGCUGUCGUACCUCGGACCUCCGGACCUCCCGAAUAACAACAACGACGACCUGCUGUCCCUGUUCGAGAACAACUGAACACAUACAAACACACACCUCCAGAAUCGAAACAGAACUUUACUGUAAGAUAUGAACUCUUUCUCUCCUCGUCCGCCAUCAUGACUAGCGGUCCAACACGGCCGCCAUCUGCACAGGGUGGAGCGGACAAUAAGAAGGAAACAAAAAAAAAACCUUUUAAAUAUGAAAACUCUUUGGUGUGUGACGAUGAUGGUAAUGUUAUUUUAUUGUUUUGUUUUUUAUCCUCUGAAACUAUUUUCCUUCAUUCCCUGUCGGAGGCGACGGCCUCGCUGCUCACAGUAAGCUUCAGACUAUUUAAAGUUGGUGACGCCCACAUGGCUGUUCUAAAGGGAAACUUCUGUAUUUACAACCUGGACCCUAUAAUCCCAUGUUUUUGACAACAAGCUUUAAAAUUGUUACAGUAUUGAGCGAGAGCGCAGAAGCGAACCAGGAUGCAAUGUAAUCCUCCACUAAAAGUGCUUGUUUUUGCCUCUGACUGCUCAGAUUGAUAUAAGUGUCUGACUUGAGGUCUGCACUACUAAGCAGGGUUUGGGGUUAGCGAGGUAACUUCAGGUUUAACUUUAGGUUUUCAGUCUUAGGACGGUGGUUCACUUCCUACCGGAGCAGGUUAUGUUCGAGAUAACAGAUCAUCUAAAGAUCACUAAAUUUUACCGUUAUUCUUUCAGCUGCAGCGCCAGCGGUGUAACGGACUUUGGUGCAAAAAAUACAUGUAUAAAAACAUUAUUCAAAACAGACUCUCGUAUGUUUUAAUCACCCACAGCAUAUAUAAAAGUAACACAAGGCUUUGCAACGUGGUGCACUGGCAACAAUAUACAGGCACAUGUGUGUAUACAUAUAGAUAUAUUUGUCUUUUUGAUAACUCUAAGCUUUUUGUACUCAAACACAACUCAACAAUAUAAUAAUCUGAGCUGUCUGUGGCAAAAACAAACAAUUUUAGUGGACUUACUUUGACCGUGCCAAAUUGCCUGAAGGAUUACAUUGCAGCACGUUUAGCAGCUGCUGGCUGCACUGCUCUCGCUCAAUAUUGGACCAAUUACAAAAAUGGUUGUCCCCAUUAGUCACUGUAGCCCUGUUCACACAGGACUCGUAUUACCUGGGGAUCUGUAGUAAUGUGUGAUAAAUGCAGAGGUCUUCUGCGAUAUUAACUGCAAAUCUGGCACAGUCAUGUGAUUAUAGUUGUCCUACGCGUGAUUUUGUUUUGCAAGGUUUUGAAAGCAUUUAUGUGUGCAUAUCCAGGAGGCUCGCUGCGCAGCAUGGAGACCCACACGCACGGUCACCGCAGCAAGAGGUCUUUGUUAAUAUUUCAAUAACAAAAGUAGGCCUAAUAUUAUUUAUAAUACUAAAUAAUACAUAUUAUAUAGUAUAGUAUAGUAUAGUAUUUUAAGUGGAUGUUACGCAGAACAUUGACAUCAUAUCCCGGGGAUAAUGUCAUUCAAUUUGAGUCGUCUUCAGACUUUGCUUAUCCCAUGCAAAUGCACACAGGAAAUGCUGGUCUUCUGCGAAAAGGUCACAAAGAAAAGUGAACAUCUGGUUGAUGUUGAAAAAUACAGAAGUUUCCCUUUAACUACACACACACACACACACCGACACUGCUGAGCAAAUCAUCCAUAAGCUUUUACACGUUCUCUUUCUUCAUCACGUUUCAGUUCAUUUCUGUCCGUCAGAUUUAUUUAGAUCAAUGUUCAGCAGUGACGGGACGUGGAUGAGAGUUGUCAUUAAUGAGGUCCUUUUUAAAGCCGGAAUAUUUCUGGUCCUCAUGAGUUUUAAAUGUAAAGGAAAUUAGCUUUAAAGGAAGAGUUUCAUCUGAGAAAUGUGGAGACACUGAAGGUUAACAAAGAGGAACUGUUGAGUCCAGAAAAGAUGCAAAGAUACACCGUUUACACUCGAAGCUUUUCAUGUGAAUUAUUUUUUAAAUGAUCUCCUGCCCUGGAUUAUGUUACUGUUUUCUAGGAUUUGAUGUAAAACACAGAACUGCAGACAAUUAAUCAGAAAAUUUGUUUUUUCUAAACUGUCUGAUGUUUUUCUUUCAUAUGUGUGAGAUUACAUUGUAAGAAUAUUUUUAGACAACAAUUAAUCUUAAAAGUUACUUAACACAUUUAAUUUAAUUAGUUUUUCACUGCUGAUCAGUUUCAAUCGAUUCAAUCACAGCGUCGGGAAGGAAGACCCAUCAUGUGCAGCCAAUUCAGUGUGUUGUUUUGCUGUUUUUGCACUGAAACAAUAAGUUGACAGAAAAAUUAUCAGCAACUAUUUUGAUAAUCCAUUCAUCUUUUAGUCUCUGUAAUGUCAAAAAAAAAUAGCGAAAAAAGAAAUUCUGUUCCAGUUUCUUAGAUUUUAAAAUGACAUCUUCAAGCAUCUUGUUUUGUUCAACCAA
Messenger RNA from Cottoperca gobio, 5773 nucleotides. RefSeq names its product zinc finger MIZ domain-containing protein 2-like. Gene Ontology annotation, biological process: regulation of transcription by RNA polymerase II; protein sumoylation. The record is from RefSeq and is a predicted model, not a curated record. Gene Ontology annotation, cellular component: chromatin. Lineage: Eukaryota; Metazoa; Chordata; Actinopteri; Perciformes; Bovichtidae. Gene Ontology annotation, molecular function: SUMO ligase activity; zinc ion binding.